AUGAACCUAAGCUUCUUUGAUCAAUUCUCAAGCCCAUACCUCCUAGGAAUUCCACUAAUCCUCCCAUCUCUACUUCUCCCGGCCCUCCUACUUCCUUCACCAGGACGUCGAUGGGUCAAUAACCGUUUUUCUACAAUCCAACUCUGAUUAAUUCACCUAAUUACAAAACAACUAAUAACCCCACUAAAUAAAGCUGGUCACAAAUGAGCUCUCCUAUUAACCUCCCUCAUCUUACUACUCCUCUCCAUUAACCUGCUUGGUCUUCUUCCAUACACCUUUACCCCCACCACCCAACUAUCAAUGAAUAUAGCCCUAGCCCUCCCAUUAUGACUCGCAACCUUACUAAUCGGUUUACGAAACCAACCUUCUGCUUCCCUAGGCCACCUUCUCCCUGAAGGGACACCUACUCCACUAAUCCCAGCCCUAAUCCUAAUUGAAACAACCAGCCUCCUCAUUCGCCCACUGGCCCUAGGAGUACGUUUAACAGCAAACCUUACAGCCGGACAUCUACUUAUCCAACUCAUCUCCACCGCUACAAUUGCUCUAUUACCAUUAAUACCAUCAAUCUCCAUUUUAACCGCACUAAUCCUGUUUUUACUAACUAUCCUAGAGGUAGCAGUAGCAAUAAUCCAAGCCUACGUAUUCGUUCUUCUCCUGAGCCUCUACUUACAAGAAAACAUUUAA
This is a messenger RNA of Meleagris gallopavo (turkey), 684 nucleotides long. The record is from the annotation of a RefSeq genome assembly. Lineage: Eukaryota; Metazoa; Chordata; Aves; Galliformes; Phasianidae.